UUUCUGCACCUCCUCGCGAAGCUGGAAGCUGCCAAGGCACAGGAAUCCCUGGGUGGCCCUGCGGUGGGUCCCAUCCUGUGCCGCGUCAUGGGGCCCAUCUACGUCUUUGCUGCGACGCACGUCGUGGAGAGGCCCUGGACGAACGAGAGGUCUCAGGCAGUGGCACAGGAGCUGCUGGCGUCGCUGGUUCGGGCCGCAGGCUGCGGGUCGGGGGAGGGAUUCCUUCGAGGGAGGAGAAAUACUGGAAGCUCUGGGGAAACUGUGAGCUCAGGCGUUACAAAACACUCAGUGGCAAAUACAGGCCAAGAGCUGGACAAGGACACUUGGAAGCGUAACCCCACCACGAAGCACGUGUUCUGCUGGACGCUGCCUCACAUCACCCGGCCCUGGCUGAGCUGUUACCUGGAGCGUGUCCUCCCGCCGUCGCUGCUCAUCUCGGAUGACUACCAGGAGGAGAAUAAAAUCCUGGGUGUGCGCUGCCUGCAUCACAUCGUUCUCAAUGUGCCAGCUGCUGAUCUGUGCCAGUUCAACAGGGCUCUGGUGGUGUACCACGCCCUUUACAACCAUCUCUAUUCACGAGAGGCCCCUCUCAUCCAGGCAGUACUGCUGUGCCUCCUGGAUUUGCUGCCGAUCCUGGAGAGGGCCCAGCGGCACCAGAAGCAGGCCAGACCAACAGCCCACUGCGAUGAGGUGCUGCAGCUGGUUCUGACCCACAUGGAGGCAGAGCAUCGCCUUGCGCUGCGGCGGGUGUAUGCCAGGACCCUGCCCGCCUUUGUGCAGCGGCUUGGCAUCCAGAUAGCGCGGCACCUGAAGAGGCUGGAGCGAGUUAUCCUGGGGUAUCUGGAAGUCUAUGAUGGCCCUGAGGAAGGAGCCCGACUGGGAAUACUGGAGACACUGCAAUGCACCAUAGAGCAUGCUUGGCCCAGAAUGCCAUGCAGGCUCCCUGUGCUCCUCCAAGCCCUGCUGAAGAUGAUCUGGGACGUGCACACUGACCAGGGUUCAACGCCAGAGCCGGUAAAAGCUGCCUUGCUCCAGGGGGCCACGGAAUGCCUCAUCCUGCUGGAUCGCUGCUCCGAAGGGCAAGUGAAGGUCCUGCUGGAAGGCGUGUACAGCAGCUGUGAGGAGAACCGCGUGCGGGAAUGCAUCAGGAAGGUGCAAGGGAACACAUGAGACAUGGCUGAUCAAUGCCUACCCUGCUUUUUGUACAGUAAACUUUUUUUAUUUAUUUAA
Messenger RNA from Tauraco erythrolophus (red-crested turaco), 1230 nucleotides. The record is from RefSeq and is a predicted model, not a curated record. NCBI's taxonomy places the organism in Eukaryota, Metazoa, Chordata, Aves, Musophagiformes, Musophagidae.